GGAUACAGUGAGUCCAGAUUGUACCACUGUACUCCAGCCUGGGCAACCAAGUGAGACCCUGUCUCAGGAAACAAAAAGUUACAGGUUGAUUUCUAUUUCAUGUACAAAGUCUGGAAGCGGAGGGAAUGGCAACUCCACGGUCAUUUGCAUCUUUGGGUUCUCUUAUCUGUAUGCUCUACUUCAUGUGUCCGCUGUUCUCAUUGUGCCCUCACAAUCCAAGAUUGUCACUGGAGCUACAUUAAAUCUCUGUUACAGCCUAGAAAAGAAGUAGGAAAGGCAGAAGAGCAAAAAGGGGCCCUUCUCAGAGUCAGUUCCCUUUAAGCAUCUUUCAGUUACAUCUCAUUUUGAAGAACUAAGUCACAGGACAACACUUAACUCCAAGAAAAGCUGGUAAAUCUUUUAUUCCAGGUGGCAUAAAAUAUGACAGUAAUCUUUCAGUUGGGGAAAAUAACUUUUCCAGCUUACUCAGAGUUGUUCAGUCAUUCACUAUUAUGUUAAAAGGUACAAUUUGGGGUAAUUUCCAAAGGUAGAUGGGAAGAAUGAUCUUGAACAAGGUAAUGAGCGUUCUUAGUCUUGGGCUCUGAGGACACCGGGACAUGGCCCUGGUUUGUUUUCAGUAGUGUAUUUCAUUCAAAAUAAAACCAAUAGUGUUACAGUCAUGAUAGUAAUAACUUCAUAAUAGAUGUGAUCAUGAUUCCCAGUAUGAAAUCAUCAGCUCUUUGUUUUGAACAAUAGCACCAUUGAAUGUUUGGAAUUAUUUGAAGGUUUAGAUUGAGUUUAAGUGCUUCACGUAACAGAUUGUCUUUUUAGUUUGAUUUUCCAUCGCUGUAAUUUUUAUUUUUAAUAUCCAUGUAUAUAGCCUUUGGCUUUCCAAUCUUUUCUUUAUCAAAUUCCUUCAAUUAUACAGAGUUCAGUUUCUUGUGGAUAUUGUCUGAAGAGGCAAGAGCUUUUGGCAGAAUGGGUCUGAUGCGACUUGUUGGUCUUCCUCAAGGACUGCAUCUUUGGAAGUCUUUUGGCUCCCACAGAAAGCCAAGGAUCCUGUAUCUCUGCCUCCUUGCCACAAUGGAUAAAACCAUGAUUGCUGAGAUUUAUGACAUUAUAAACUUUAGGGAGAAGCUUUAACUUGUCAACAAUAAACCAUAAUAACAGUGUUCGACUGUAUAAAGUUAGGGUUAUUUUGACUACAUACUAAUUUAAUGUGCUAAAAAUAUUUCUCUCAGUUGGGGAAAAUAACUUUUUCUAAAGAAAGGAAAAGAAACCAGUAGUCAUGUUGGGUAUGCAUGGUUUUGUGAGUGGGCAUGUGUUUUAGGAAUCUGAAUUUGAUUUUGGAGUUAGAAGUUGUGAAUUCUAAGUUGAGUACUGCCAUUGAUAUUCUGAGACCAAGGACCUCAGUCUUCUGUCAAAAUUUAGCCCAUUCAUAACUUUCAGCAUUUAACUAUGAGUGUUUCCUUUUUACAGAGAUUUUUUUUCUGUCUAUUAUAAGGAUUGUAGACAUUUAUGAUCUAAUAAGAAUUGAACUGAAAAAGAAGUGCUUAAAAAGCUACUUAUAGCAGCCAAAUAUUUAUCAUUAGAAUGGGAUAUUAGAGCCAGAUUUGAAAGAAAUGAAAUGAAACCAUUACAGUAAGUUACACUCCUUAAAUGAUGCUCUUGUAUUAGAGGUCAAAGUAUCUGCCUUAUAGUCCCAAGAUAAAGCCACAUGCCCCAGACUUUAUUAUCCUUGUCUUAUUUGAGUUAGCCUAGAAAACAGACGGAAGAAAUUCAGCCACUUGCUCAUAAAACAGAUGUUGGAAUAUAGCAGAUUUUCUUUAAAGAGGGAAACAAGAGCAAGGGGAAUGAAGACAGUUCUUUGGUACAAACAUUUUGUUGUAAUCUCUUAUUCUUAUUUUAAUCUUAUAGAAAAUGUCUGAAUGUAUCCAGAUCUCAUUUGCUGUUUGUAGAAUUGGGAUUUACACGUGUUUUAGAGCACUUUGCUGCAAGGGACCACCACCUGCACGACCAGAAUAUGACCUGGUUUGCAUAGGCCUCACAGGCUCUGGCAAAACCAGUCUGUUAUCCAAACUCUGCAGUGAAAGCCCCGAGAACGUCGUGUCGACCACAGGUUUUAGUAUUAAAGCAGUGCCAUUCCAGAAUGCCAUCUUGAAUGUAAAAGAACUUGGAGGGGCUGAUAAUAUCCGGAAAUACUGGAGCCGCUACUACCAAGGAUCUCAAGGGGUAAUAUUUGUAUUAGACAGUGCCUCUUCAGAGGAUGAUUUAGAAGCUGCUAGAAAUGAGCUGCACUCAGCUCUUCAGCAUCCACAGUUAUGCACUUUACCCUUUUUAAUAUUGGCCAAUCAUCAAGACAAGCCAGCAGCUCGCUCAGUACAAGAGAUCAAAAAAUAUUUUGAACUUGAACCACUUGCACGUGGAAAACGCUGGAUUCUACAGCCCUGCUCACUGGACGACAUGGAUGCACUGAAAGACAGCUUCUCUCAGCUGAUUAAUUUGUUAGAAGAAAAAGACCAUGAAGCUAUAAGAAUGUGAAAUCUGACAAAGAAAACAGGCUCCCAAAGGCCUUGAACCUACCAUGUUAGUUUCUCAUUUUAAUUUUAUUUUGGUAUCAAGACUAUAUUGGCUUCAGUAUCUAUUUUUCUCUGGUCAUUUCAGACUCUCAUCUCUCUAUUAAAGUGAAUAUUCUGUAGAUCAGAUGAAUUAUCAUCGGCAUUAACGUCAAGUACACACUACUGAGAGAGAAUUUAUUCUCUGUUUACCACUAAUUAUCUUCACCGCAUGUCUCUUCCUUCUGUUGUUCUAAGCAUCUCUUCUAUACUCUAUGCUAAAACGGAUGGAAUUCAUGGCUUAUGGAAAUCAAAUCCCUUUUGAAGAACUCAAAAAGACUCACAAGACCUUGAUCAUUUUCUCUGGGUUUGGGAGUGGAGUAUUAUGUGACUGGGACUCCACAAAAUAUGUAUAUUAUUUUCAAGAUCUCUUGGGGGUUUUGUUUUAUUUUAUCUUACUUUUAUUAUUAUCAUUAUUAUUUUUUGUAUACGGAACUUCUUAUAGACUAUGAGAGAAAAGUGAGCAUCAAAAACUUAAUUAAUCCCCUUAUCAGGAAGAAAUAUCCUGCCAUAGUAAAAUUAGCUCUGAAGAGCUUAAAGACAAGUUGCAUAAUGUUUUCUUGAUUAUAUCUGAAGUCUCCUCUCUUUUAAGAGCAAAGACAUUGUUUCAGUUUCUGAGAGCAGUUAGAGGAAACUUAGGUACAAUGCAUGCAUCACAGACUGCAUUUGACUGAGUCGAGUCUUCAAAUAUUUUUUAAUGGAAAGAUGAGCCUGCAUAAAGUCAAGCUGCAAUGUAACAUAGAUAUCUUUUUCUAAAAACUUCAAGUGUUUGAUUAAAAUAGAGAAAAUAAUUUUUAAAAUGAUAGAUAAAAAUUUUAAAAACAGCCAGAAAAAGUAUAAUUUAUACUGGUUAGGGUUUAAGCUGGCAUGGAUUUGACAAAGAUAACAAAGACAGAAUCAUCUAUAUAUUCAUUCAUUAUAUGCUACUAUAGUUUAUUGGAGUCUGUUAAUGCCUUCUAGUAGUUAAAGGUUUAUCAGUAUUUCUAUUAUAAACCUCUAUUUUCAGGGGUUUCAAUGUGCCCUUAAAAUUGUGCUGGGGCUGCAGCAAGUAGGACUCAGAUUCAGUCUUUGGAACUAGCUUUUUUCCAUUUAAUUUAAAUUAUAAAAUUUGCAUAGGGAUAAAUGUACAGUUUUGCUAAGGUUUAGCACCUUUGAUCUUUUCUAAAUCAGGAAAAAAUAUAUGCAUAUUGAGGUUCAUAGAUGAAAUAUUCUUUGGCAUACUUUGUAGACUUUGACCACUUAAAAUACUAAGUGGCCAAAUGAUUAAAAAAAAAAAAAAAAAAAAACUGCUCCCUACACGAGUGAUAAAAACAUGUUUGUAACUUUUAAGUAAAAUAGACUGAUACCCAAAUACCACAGAUUCACACUAUAUUAUAGAAUGACAUAAUACCUGGUAAUUCUCCAAAAGAUAGACUUCAGACCCUUAAUGCCAUUUAAAUACAGUUUUUGUGGUUUAAUCUUGUGAGUAGAUUGUAAUGAAAUCAUUACCUUUGAAACAUCAAACACUUCUUUAAGCUUUUUUUUUUUUAAUGCCAUGAAUCAGGAAGGAUCCAUAGUGAUUCAUAUACAAUUUUGUCUGCAGCAUCCUUGAAUAUUUUUAACACUGUGUAAUCCGUGAGCAGCACAAAACUUUUAUUGAUGACCAGUUACACAAUUCCUGUUUUUAUUUUGUCCUGUUGUGCUCACCUUCUAUGAGAAAUAAAUGAUUAUUAGGCCUUGCUUUCCCUGCAAGUUCAUUAAAUGUAGAAUGUUGUCUUUUUAAGGCACCGUGGCUGAGUGCUCCUAAGCCAUCUGUUAAAUGACUUCCCGUGGUCUGUGUGUGUGUGUGUUCAUGUGUGCGCCAGUGAUGGGCCUCUCCUCAGACCCACGACUGUCUGCAGCGUCUCAGCCGUCAGAAUGAAAACAUUAUCAAUCAGUACCCAACAACAGCUGUUUUUGACAAGUUUCUGUCUGACGCCUAAUGCUUUACAACUGUCAAUAAGGCUCCCUCUUUGUCUAGCAGGUCGGAGCUCGCCGUCUUGCUGCUUCCGCGAGGCAUCCUGUCCUUGUAACCCUAGAAUUUGCCAUGUUUUGGAAAUCCACGUGGGGGUGGGGUGGGGCCUGAAAGGGUGGGGAUGGGUGGGUGGGUGGUGGGGGGGGAUGGGAUGGCUGGGAGUGGGAGUGUAAGUCCUAUUCCUACUUUCAUGUAAAGUGCCACAGGUGUCUUGGUUUGCAUAUUCAAAUAUUAUGCAGGAAAAACAGUCUUAUGUAUUUCUUCACCUAGCUUCUUGUUACAUUUAUGGACGUUUCCAGUUUUUGUACCUUCUUAGCUAAAGUAGUUGCCUUUUUGUAAUGGCAAUUAAUUUAUAUGGUAAAACUUUGUAUCCACUGUAGUUGACAGUAUUGGUUGCUAAUUAACUGCCAUAUUGCCCUGUCUUUCAAUUAAAAAAUACUGUACCUGUACUUAAAGGCUAACAGAUUCAUGUGGACAUUUACCAGGCAAGACCAGCUUGUAUUGUCCAUGAUUUCUAUGAUUUCCACUAUCUUCAAAUGAAAAAUAAACGCUGAGUAGAAUUGA
This is a messenger RNA of Chlorocebus sabaeus (green monkey), 5151 nucleotides long. It is a transcript of the gene ARL15, whose product is annotated as ARF like GTPase 15. The record is from RefSeq and is a predicted model, not a curated record. Gene Ontology annotation, molecular function: GTP binding; GTPase activity. NCBI's taxonomy places the organism in Eukaryota, Metazoa, Chordata, Mammalia, Primates, Cercopithecidae.